This is a messenger RNA of Cajanus cajan (pigeon pea), 1806 nucleotides long. RefSeq names its product cyanogenic beta-glucosidase. Gene Ontology annotation, biological process: carbohydrate metabolic process. NCBI's taxonomy places the organism in Eukaryota, Viridiplantae, Streptophyta, Magnoliopsida, Fabales, Fabaceae. The record is from RefSeq and is a predicted model, not a curated record. Gene Ontology annotation, molecular function: beta-glucosidase activity.
AGAAUCAUUGACAGCGAAAAGAAAGAAAAUUAAAGGUUAAGCAUAAUCAUAGAAAAUGGAAUGCAAGUGCAACACCUUUCGCAUUGCAGUUGCUUUGGUUCUUUUGAUUAGCACGUGGAAUGUUGAUUGCACAGAAACUGUUGAAGUUGAUCCCAUUAUUGAUGUUGCUUCGCUGAAUCGAGAUAGUUUCCCUCCAGGUUUCAUCUUUGGGGGAGGAUCCUCAUCAUACCAGUUCGAAGGUGCAGCAAAGGAAGGUGGUAGAGGACCGAGUAUAUGGGAUACCUUCACCCAUCAAUAUCCAGAAAAGAUAAUGGAUGGAAGCAAUGGAGACGUGGCCAUUGAUGCAUAUCACCGUUACAAGGAAGAUGUUAAUAUUAUGAAGGAUAUGAAUUUGGAUUCAUACAGAUUCUCGAUUUCUUGGUCCAGAAUACUGCCAAAAGGAAAGCUAAGUGGAGGUAUAAAUCAAGAAGGAAUCGACUAUUACAACAACCUCAUUAACGAGUUAAUAGCUAAUGAUAUACAACCAUUUGUAACUCUUUUUCAUUGGGAUCUUCCCCAAUCCCUAGAAGAUGAAUAUGGUGGCUUCCUAAGUCCUCUCAUAGUUAAAGAUUUUCAAGAUUAUGCGGAACUUUGCUUUAAAGAAUUUGGAGAUAGAGUUAAGUAUUGGGUUACAAUAAAUGAGCCAUGGAGUUACACUAAUAAUGGCUAUGCAAAUGGAAAAAUGGCACCUGGACGUUGUUCUAGUUGGAUAAAUCCAAAUUGCACUGGGGGUGAUUCUAGUACUGAGCCCUAUUUGGUUACACAUUACCAACUGCUUGCUCAUGCAGCAGCAGUCCGUGUAUACAAGACCAAGUACCAGGUAUUUCAAAAGGGUUUAAUAGGAAUAACCUUGGUUGCUAAUUGGUACUUACCAUUCUCAAAUACCAAAGCUGAUCAAAAAGCUACUGAAAGAGCAAUUGACUUUAUGUAUGGAUGGUUUAUGGAUCCAUUAACAUUAGGAGAUUAUCCAAAAAGCAUGCGAGCUCUUGUGAGAACACGAUUACCAAAGUUCACUCCAGAGCAAGCUAGGUUACUCAUUGGUUCAUUUGAUUUUAUUGGACUAAACUAUUAUUCUUCAACCUAUGCCUCUGAUGCACCUUAUCUAAGCAAUGCUAGACCUAGCUAUUUAACAGAUGCUUUAUUCAAUCCUGCAUUUGAGCGAGAUGGGAAACCGAUAGGCAUAAAGAUUGCUUCUGAUUGGUUGUAUGUUUGUCCAAGAGGAAUUCGUGAUCUUUUAUUAUAUACUAAGGAAAAGUAUAAUAAUCCUUUGAUUUACAUCACUGAAAAUGGCAUAAAUGAAUUUAAUGACCCAACACUAUCAAUUGAAGAAUCUCUUUUAGAUACUUUUAGAAUUGAUUAUCAUUAUCGUCAUCUCUUUUAUCUUCGAUCAGCAAUUGAGCAUGGUGUGAAUGUUAAGGGAUACUACGUAUGGUCUUUGUUCGACAAUUUUGAAUGGUCAUCAGGUUAUACCGUACGAUUUGGGAUGACCUUUAUUGAUUACAAAAAUGGCUUGAAAAGAUAUAAGAAACUCUCUGCAAUAUGGUUCAAGAAUUUUCUCAAGAAAAAAGCUAGACUUUUUUAUUCUAGUUAAUAUUAAAUAAUAUUGUUAUUAGGAGAUUCAUUUGUUAAAUAAUUAUAUUGGUAAAUAUUUUUUAAUUCUUUAUUAAUUGUAUUAUAUGUGUCAUGAGGUCUUAUUCGACCUGAAAUGAAAAAUGAAUAUAUAAAUUUGUUGAUUUUGUAUUUGAUUAUAUCAUGUUAAAUUAUUAA